This is a messenger RNA of Xiphophorus couchianus (Monterrey platyfish), 2025 nucleotides long. RefSeq names its product golgin, rab6-interacting (gene gorab). The coding region runs from base 148 to 1137 and encodes 329 amino acids. Gene Ontology annotation, biological process: non-motile cilium assembly. The record is from RefSeq and is a predicted model, not a curated record. The transcript is spliced from 5 exons. Lineage: Eukaryota; Metazoa; Chordata; Actinopteri; Cyprinodontiformes; Poeciliidae.
CGCGUGGCAGUGGUAAACAAAUAUGGCGGAAGUGUUGAGCGUUUCUUUCGGCGUUUCUCUGAAGUUUUAAGUGGUUUUCUCUCUUUAAAACACAGAGUAUUUUUAGCCGGAUGUUUCCGGGGGCUGGUCUGGUUGUGAGGCAGUAGAAUGAGCGGCUGGGCGGGUUUUUCUGAAGAGGAGCUGCGGAGAAUCCAGCAGAAAGACUCCGCUGGACCUCCUGCUGCUCCCCGCGGUAGGAAGCCUCCGACAUCCAGCCGGAGCCGGCAACAGAUGCAGCGGGAGAAAGCGCUCCAGUUAGCCGGCUCACAGACCCUGCUGCCGGGGCAACAACUCAGCAAACCACCGCUGACGAUAGAAGGUCAGCCUCCAGACCAGACAGGAGCUCCUUCUGCCGGACAGGAGAAGCAGCAGAAACCCGCCAACAUGAAGCAGAAUGAGGAGCACCGCCCGAAAGCAGAGGAGGAGAAAAAGGAGGAGAUACUUGUGGUGAAAGAGCUGGAGAAGCAGGAGGUGGAGAUGAGAGAAAAGACGCGUCUGGAGCAGCUGCAGCAGGAGCAGAAAGUCAUCGAGGAGCGGAACAAGCUGACCAAAGCACUUCUGGCUAAAACGAUCGCUGAGAAGUCCAAACAGACCCAAGCCGAGGCGGUGAAGCUGAGGCGGAUCCAGAAGGAGCUGCAGGCGCUCGACGACAUGGUGUCCAACGACAUCGGCAUCCUGCGGGGCCGGAUAGAGCAGGCCAGCUGGGACUACAGCGCCGCCAGGAAGCGUUAUGAGAAGGCCGAGGCCGAGUACGUGGCGGCCAAGCUGGACCUGCACAGGAAGACGGAGGUGAAAGAGCAGCUGACCGAGCAUCUGUACGCCAUCAUCCAGCAGAACGAGCUGCGCAAAGCCUGCAAGCUGCAGCAGCUGAUGGAGGAGCUGCAGCUGCAGGAGGAGCUGCAGCAGCAGCAGGAGGAGGAGGAGCAGAGCAGAGCCGCCGCUGCAGAGCCUCAGAGGAACGGCAGCGGUGAGGCAGCAGCGCCAUCAGCCCUUGGCGGCGCUGAGGCGCUCCAGCAGGAGGCGCUGGACCAACUGAACACAGAACCAGACUGUAAACGGUCAGAAAACUGUGAUGUGGUUCGACCUUUGACCUGCUGACGCUCAGAGCAGAAGAUCUUCAUCUCACUGAUGUCUUCCUCAUGUGGCUCCAUCACCAGAACCAGCUGAAGUUCUGAUCGCGGCUCAGAACCGGGUUUUAUUCUGUGUUGGCCUCUGCUGCAGCGCCCCCUUCAGGCAGGGCAGGUUUACCUGGAGGACUGCAGGUGUUUCAGGAAGUCACUGGUUUAAAGGAAACUUCUGGAUGUUUUCUGUUUGGGUCACUUUAUAUUCACUGCAAAAACACAAAAACCUGAAAUAAAAUUAAACUAGCUUUUCAUCUACUAAUAUAAUAAGUUGAUAAUUCCUUAAUAUUGGUGAAAAAGUUCUAGUUCCACUGAUGGAUUAUUUCACUUAUUGGAUGGAAAAAAGUCUUGUUAUAAAUGAAAUGAUCAGCCAUUGGAACUAGAACAUUUUAUUAAUAUGAAGGAAUUAUUGACGUAUAAAAAGCUGCUUCUUGCUGAAAAGCUACUUGGAGUUUUUUCUUUUUUUAAGUGUACUAAGAUAUUUGUUCUAGAAACUGGAACAAACAAGUUUUGUGUUUUUACAGUGCAGAUUUAAUGUAACAUGCAGUUUGUUCCAAACUCUUAACUAUAUGACUGAUUUCUUUUAAAUAUGUUCGACACUCUGAGAAAAACCCAUUUUUAGUGUAAUAAACUUUUUUUUUUUUUUGCAGUUUUAUCCAGUUUUUUUCUAGAACUUUAAGCAGAUUCUUUGUUUUACAGUAAAAAUGAUCAAAACGUUUCCAGAUUACAUGUCAGGCUUGUGGACACUCCGGUAAAUGUGAUGGUUGCCAUGGCGACACGUGGUUCUGGUUCUGUCGACUGAUUCUCUGUCAUGAAAACACUACAUGAAAAUCAUUUUUCCUUUAAUAAACGGUUGAAACAUGGA